AGCCCCGCCAUGGCGUUCAUGGUGAAGACUAUGGUGGGUGGCCAGCUGAAGAACCUUACUGGGGGACUGGGAGGAGAAGAGAAGGGAGAAAGCGAGAAAUCCCCAGCCGAAGCCCAAGGCAUGACGAGGGAGGAAUAUGAAGAAUACCAGAAGCAGCUGGUGGAGGAAAAAAUGGAAAGGGAUGCUCAAUUUACUCAGCGCAAAGCAGAGAGAGCCACACUCAGGACCCACUUCAGAGACAAAUACAGGCUGCCUAAGAAUGAAACAGAUGAUAACCAGAUCCAGCUGGCAGGAGGGGAUGUGGAGCUUCCAAAAGAGCUGGCCAAGAUGAUCGAGCAAGACGAAGAGGAAGAGGAAAAGAACUCAGUUAUUGGACAGCUGACCAACAUCCAGAACCUGGACCUGGAUUCCCUGAAGGAUAAAGCCCAGGCCACCCUGGAGGACCUGAAGCAGUCAGCUGAAAAAUGUUCUGUUAUGUGACUUGGCUGUACCCCUUACCACAAUA
This is a messenger RNA of Alligator sinensis (Chinese alligator), 505 nucleotides long. RefSeq names its product complexin 3 (gene CPLX3). Gene Ontology annotation, molecular function: syntaxin binding. The record is from RefSeq and is a predicted model, not a curated record. Lineage: Eukaryota; Metazoa; Chordata; Crocodylia; Alligatoridae. Gene Ontology annotation, biological process: regulation of neurotransmitter secretion; neurotransmitter transport; synaptic vesicle exocytosis. Gene Ontology annotation, cellular component: terminal bouton; SNARE complex. The transcript is spliced from 3 exons. The coding region runs from base 10 to 480 and encodes 156 amino acids.